AUGCCAGAAAGCAAGAAACAGAGAGCCCAUCUAAGCUCAAAUCAUCAUCAUCAUGAAGAAUGCAUGGAGAAACGCUUAUGGAGUGUGUUUUUUACCAUUUCUUUAGGAUGUUUUUUCAGUGGAAUACUAAUUAUACUAAUUUACAGGAUUUUGAUACGUGUGACAGUUUAUCUGAAAGACAAAAAAUCAGCAAACUCUGAAAGUCAUCAUUCUACAGUUUGUACAAACCUACCUGAUUGGAAUAAAGAUGAGAAAGAAUAUCACCUAUUAGUAAAGGAUAGUAGAAGAGAUAAGAUUGAUGGUGUAAGUCGUAUCAAUUCAACCAUAAUGGAGAAAUUCGAUCAACAACACAAUAAUAAGCAUGUAUCUACACGUUGUUCUAAAUGGUGGACAACUGUUCAGUUAAUAUUUGUUCAAGGUCGCUGUUUAGCUAUCCGAUUAGUCAGUUAUGACUGGAUACCUGGUCGAAUUUUUAUUGCUUUAUCAAUGAUAUUCAGUCUAAUGUCAUUUAGUAUAUAUGCCUAUGAAGCAACAAUAUGGCCAUCAGAGAUUGAGAAAUGCGGUCAUAAAGGUCGAAGAUUUCGUACAUUAGACUUUUCAAUGAAUAUCUUCUUUUUAAUACAUUUUAUUGUACGUUUAAUUGCAUCAUCUGAUGCACUUUUGUUUUGGAUUGAAUGGUACUCUAUAUUGGAUUAUUUAACUGUUCCACCGACAAUUAUUGGAUUUUUCAUGAAAAGAAGUUGGAUUGGAUUUCGUUUUGUACGGAUUUUUCGAUUAUGCAAUCUACCUGAAGUGUUAAAUAAUUUGAAUGUGAUAAAAUCAGCAUCAAGUUUACGUAUGUGUCAAUUAUGCACACUAUUCAUAUCGAUAUGGUUUGCUGGAGCGGGAUGUUUUAAUCUAUUUGAGAAUACAGGGAAUCUAUUUGGACCUAAUGCAUACAAUGUUAGUCAACCAUUACCGUAUACAGCUUCAUUAUACUUUACAAUUGUAACAAUGUCAACUGUUGGCUAUGGAGAUAUUGUACCACAGACACAUUUGGGUCGAGUAUUCAUUUCCUUAUUCAUUUUAUUCGCUUUAGCCACAUUUGCCAGUGCUAUACCAGAAAUAGUUGAUAUGUUCUUUAAUGUCAGUAAAUAUUCUGGAGUUUAUCAGAAACCAGAAGGUAAAUCGCAUAUUGUUGUCUGUGGUGAAAUUACAACGGAUUCGGUGAGAACAUUUUUAAAUGAUUUCCUACAUGAAGAUAGACAAAGAUCAGAUGUGGAAGUUGUCUUCAUUAAUCGAUCGAAACCAGAUUUACAAUUAGAAAAUUUACUACGAUUACAUUUUUUAAGGGUGAAAUAUUUCAGGGGGACUGUAAUGGAUCAUGCUGAUCUUCAGCGUGUCAGAAUGAAAAGCGCCGAUGCCUGUUUAAUACUGGCAUCUGCCACGACAACAGAUCCCUAUCAAACUGACGCAGCAAAUAUUAUGCGUGUUAUAGCUGUAAAGAAUUUUGCCAGUCAUGUCAGAGUUAUUGUCCAGUUAUUGCAGACAGAAAACAAGGCAUAUCUAUUAAACAGUCCAUAUUGGAAUUGGGAUGGUGGAGAUGAAAUUAUCUGUUUCAGUGAAUUAAAAUUAGGCUUUUUAGCACAAAGUUGUAUAGCUCCAGGAUUUUCUACACUAGUUACAAAUCUAUUUACAAUGCAUUCUAUUCGAGGAUUGAAAGAAGCUGCAAAAUUUACAAAAAUCUAUAUGAAUCAACAGAAUUUGAAGAAUUCCAUCAUCAAAUCAUCUUUAUCACUGAAUGAAAUAGUGUCUAGCUCAAGUCCCAAUGUAAUUAUGCGUAAAUCUAAAGUAUCAACAAAGAUAACACCUGAAAAUCAUCAUCAUCAUCAUCAUUACUCUACUUUUCCACUAUUUGAAAGAAAGAAUAGAAAAACUCAAUGGUUGAAUAAACUAUCAAAAAUGAUCACAUCUUUAUUUAAAACACAAGAAGAUGAUAAUUCUCGACCAUAUUCAUUACAAUAUCCAAUACAGUCAACAGCAUCACCUAUAACAUUGGAUACAGAAUCAUCCAUAGAUAAUUAUCAUAAUGAUAUUCAUACUGUGCUCAACUCAGAUAAUUGGGUUUACAAUUAUUUAUGUGGUGCUAGUAUGGAAAUUUAUUCAGCUAAAUUUUCUAUGGCAUUUGAUGGUUUACAAUUCACUGAAGCUGCUGUUAUCUGUCGAAAAUAUUUAAAUCUCUUAUUAAUUGCUGUAGUAGCUGAAGUUCUAGACAGUAGAGAUUCACAGUUAGUGAACAGGAUUUCAGGUGAUUUCACUUCUUCUAAUGAAAUAGGCUUUAAUUCAUCUGACCAUAAUGAUACGAUUGAGGAUGAAGAUGGUAAUGUGAAUGACGAUGAUUAUGAAGAUGAAGAUUUCAAUGAAAGUAAAUAUUAUUUAGCUGUUUCACCAACAUUGGAUAAAAAUGUGAUUAUCAAUUAUGGGACUGUAGGAUUUUUUAUUUGUGGUUCACAAGAGAAUGCAAAUAAAGUUUCAUUUUAUUGUUUAACCUGUCAUCUUGUUAAUACAUCAAAUAUACAAUCUCCUAUAUCUGAUAUUCAACCAUGUUCAUGUCAUAUUAAAUCACAAAAAUCUACUUUAAAACUUCGAAAAAGUGGAUUUUUUAAAACAAAAAGAGAAUCUUUCUUUCCAAUAAAUUGUUAUAAAUCUGAUAAACAAACUCCUAAUAAUUAUUUAAAAGUUUGCUCUAUUAUACCAGAAUUAAAGGAAUCUGAGAAUACACUAAUUAAUAAAACUGAAUUAUCAACUACAACAAUAGAACAACAACACAUCAACUCAUCAACACCUUCAAACAAAUAUUUCAUUGAAUCCAACUGUAAAAAUCGAAUAUUAUCUCGUAGAAAUAGCCUUCUUUCAGCUUAUGAUACAGAGGAACAUUAUUCUCAGGCUACAGAAAAAGAACCGAGAAGAACGAGUGAUCCACAUAUCGAGUCAAGAAUCUCCGUCAUCUCUCCUACUAAUGACUUUGAUAUUACAGGCAUGUACUACUAUUGUAGUCAACAAAAAUUUGAGGAUAAUCUUAUCACAUCUAAUACAUCAAUUAAUAAGUCAAAUGAUUUGCACAAUCAUAUUCUUGUUUGUAUUCUAGCUGAAUCUGAUGCUCCUCUACUUGGACUACAUUCAUUUGUUAUGCCAUUAAGAGCAAGUGAUAUAAAAUUUCUUCAACGUGAAUGGUUAAAUAUAGCUAAUUUUCCAAAAGUAUAUACACUUGCUGGUAGUGCAUUAUCUCGUGCUGAUUUAAGAAAAGCACGUAUUCAAUAUUCAUCUGUAUGUGUUAUACUAGGCUCAAGAGGAACAAUUAAAGUAGAUGAUCCAUAUAUGUUAGACAAAGAAGUGAUAUUGUGUACAUUAAAUAUUAGAGCUAUGAAAUUUUCAUCAUUUUAUCGACAUAAUGCAUUUUCACAUAAUAUUAAACGUCGUAAUGGUUCAGAGAUUCCAUUGAUUACAGAAUUAAUGACAGAUAAUAAUAUACAUUAUUUAGAUCCUGAUAAUUCUGGUGGAGUACAAAUUACAGCUUCAUUAACAGCUCCAUUUGCUAGAGGUAUUGCAUUCACUAGUUCUGUUCUUGAUGUACUAGCAAGUACAGCAUAUUUUGAUCGUAAUUCUAUGACAUUAAUACGUCAUCUUGUUACUGGUGGUGUUACUCCAGCUUUAGAACAAUGGUUAGCUGAAGGUGGUGGUUUAAUUGGUCUUCAUGAUUGGCAUGAUAAAGGAAACCAUUCAUUGUCAAAGAAGAUUCGGAGUACUAGAGUUUCAUUCUUAUUUCCUGGUCUGCUUAAAACACGACAAAGACCGAGGAUUGAACAAAUUCCAUUAUCUGAUCCUCGUCUAAUACAAAUGUCUACUGAUGGCCGUAAAGUAUUUUUUAGCUGUUAUGGAGAUCUAUUUUGUCAUGCUAUCAGAGAACAUGGAAUUCUAUGUGUUGGCAUAUAUCGUCUUUCUUUCAAUACACUUAAUGAACCUAAUCGGUUGGUAACAGUCCCAAGCAAAAUCAAACUAAACAUCAUUUCAGGUGAAGAAUCAACUGAAGUAACAGAAUCUACUGCCAGUGAAAAAACUGGUAAAGUUUAUGAUAAUCAAAAUUUUAUCACUAAAAAAUUUGAAACAUCUCAUAGACGUUUAAGCACUUGUGCUUUACCUGUUGACCGACUGUUACGCAAGCAUUCAUUACAGCUAAAUCGGAAAUCUCUUAGUAGUGAAGAUAAUUCACAACAAGUAACUCACCCAAAUAAUCAUCACCAACAACAACAACAGAAACAUCAUCCAGAUGAACAGAACAGUCGAGAAAAAAGUCAACAUAUCCCCCAGCAUACUUAUUUACAAAUGGUCAACCAACAUUUUCAUAGUGAUGGUCUAAGUCGCCGUUCAAAUGAGUAUGUGGCUGUUGCCACGGCGCUGAUGCCGAAAGCAUUUAAACAACCAAAUUACCUGUUCAACUAUUCAUUUGUUAUUCAUUUGCUUUUCUUUCAUUGGAAAGAAAUAGAACUUGAAGAGGAAAAUUGUGUAAAAACGAAUGAUUUCUGGAAUCGAUUUAUUGGAAAAUAUUACCUUGUGAUAAACGUGAAUCAUGAUCUUCACUGUAUACAACUUGUCAAUGUACAUGAUGCUGGUCAAGUUGAAGCUAUGCUUACGGAAAAAAUCUUUCAAUUUCAUCUUACUGGAUAUCAAACGUUGUAUACCUAG
This is a messenger RNA of Heterobilharzia americana, 4722 nucleotides long. The record is from the annotation of a GenBank genome assembly. Lineage: Eukaryota; Metazoa; Platyhelminthes; Trematoda; Strigeidida; Schistosomatidae.